GUCAUACAGCUACCAGACACCUGCCAAGAUGGUCACACAGACGCGUCUCCCGCUACUGCUGGUGGUUGUGCUGGCCACUGUGGCUUCCUCCACUUGUCCAAGCGACUGGUUGCAGGGGGAGGAUGUGUGUAUGUGGGUGAGUAGCAACAAGACGAAAUGGUACAUUGCCUGGGAAGUAUGCAGGAAUAUGGACAGCCACUUGGGUUUCAUCGAGUCUCAACAGGAAAAUGACUUUGUGGAAGGAGUGUUGGUGGCGCUCAACAAGUCGGAGGUGUGGAGCGGCCUCAGUGACCUCAAGGUGGAGGGUUCCUUCGUGUGGUGGGACGAAGAGGCUGUCACCUAUACCAAUUUCGCAGACGGAGAGCCUAGUGCGAAUGGUCACACAGGGAACGACACCGAUGAAUACGCUGACCAAGACUGUGUGGCACUGAAGCACUCUAACAAUUUCAAGUGGAGCGAUGAAUACUGCUUCGAAGACUUUUAUUACUUCUGUCGUAUGGAUCCCAGUGAGGAGUAAUGGUCGACGAUUCUACCUGCCUGCCUUCAUGGAUGACUCUCUCUAAACGCUCGACUGGUGGAUGGUAGACGAUGUGAACCACUACAAAAAGUACCGAGAGGAUGUGAACCACUACAUCAUGCACCUAGAGGAUGUGAACCACUACAACAAGCACCUAGAGGAUGUGAACCACUACAUCAAACACCUAGAGGAUGUGAACCAUUACAAAAAGUACCUAGAGGAUGUGAACCACUACAAAAAGUACCGAGAGGAUGUGAACCACUACAUCAUGUACCUAGAGGAUGUGAACCACUACAACAAGCACCUAUAGGAUGUGAACCACUACAUCAAGCACCUAGAGGAUGUGAACCACUACAUGCACCUGGAGGAUGUGAACCACUACAUCAUGCACCUGGAGGAUGUGAACCACUACAACAUGCACCUAGAGGAUGUGAACCACUACAUCAUGCACCUAGAGGAUGUGAACCACUACAUCAUGCACCUAGAGGAUGUGAACCACUACAACUUGCACCCAGAGGAUGUGAACUACUACAGCAUGCACCUAGAGGAUGUGAACCACUACAUCAUGCACCUAGAGGAUGUGAACCACUACAACAUGCACCUAGAGGAUGUGAACCACUAUAACAUGCACCUAGAGGAUGUGAACCACUACAUCAUGCACCUAGAGGAUGUGAACCACUAUAUCAUGCACCUAGAGGAUGUGAACCACUACAUCAUGCACCUAGAGGAUGUGAACCACUACAUCAUGCACCUAGAGGAUGUGAACCACUACAUCAUGCACCUAGAGGAUGUGAACCACUACAACAUGCACCUAGAGGAUGUGAACCACUACAUGCACCUAGAGGAUGUGAACCACUACAUCAUGCACCUAGAGGAUGUGAACCACUACAUCAUGCACCUAGAAGAUGUGAACCACUACAACUUGCACCUAGAAUAUGUGAACCACUACAACUUGCACCUAGAGGAUGUGAACCACUACAACAAGCACCUAGAGGAUGUGAACCACUACAACAUGCACCUAGAGGAUGUGAACCACUACAACAUGCACCUAGAGGAUGUGAACCACUACAACAUGCACCUAGAGGAUGUGAACCACCACAACAUGCACCUAGAGGAUGUGAACCACUACAACAUGCACCUAGAGGAUGUGAACCACUACAACAUGCACCUAGAGGAUGUGAACCACUACAACACGCACCUAGAGGAUGUGAACCACUACAUCAUGCACCUAGAGGAUGUGAACCACUACAUCAUGCACCUAGAGGAUGUGAACCACUUCAUCGAGUACAGUACAGGAUGUGAACCAGUAUAUAAUGCACUGACAUUUACGUAAAUUACAUAUAAAAUUAUAUUGAUAAAAGUGAGAAGAAGAAAAAGAAAGAUAAUGGAGAAAAGAUAAAGAGCAAAAAAGAAAAAGAAACGAAGAAAGAAUAUGAAAAAGAAGAGAAGGAAGGAGAAGCAACUGAAAAUUUCCUAUAAUAAAACAAAAACUCUUAUACAAAUGAAUAUUUCCAUAAAAAAUAUAUUGUAUAACUCUGUACAACUAUAUAACUAUACAGCGAAACCUCUAUUAACGGACUAUAUGAUGAUGCAAGUCCGUUAUAUCCAAGGUCCUUUAGAUGUAAAACCUCCAUAUAACGGAUUACAUGGAGAGAGAAGUAGUCCGUUAUAUAAAUGUGUCCAACUGAAAUUAAAAAAAAACAUUGCGUGACUAUUACGGUAAUUGAUAUGAAUAUUUGUAAACUAUUUAAUAAUUACAUAGAUAAAUAAAAUGUAUUAGAGAAUGGAAA
Molecule: messenger RNA, 2307 nt
Organism: Homarus americanus (American lobster)
Lineage: Eukaryota; Metazoa; Arthropoda; Malacostraca; Decapoda; Nephropidae
Product: low affinity immunoglobulin epsilon Fc receptor-like
Exons: 7
Coding region: 873-1850 (325 amino acids)
Molecular function (GO): signaling receptor activity
Source: RefSeq, a predicted model, not a curated record